This is a messenger RNA of Prorocentrum cordatum, 869 nucleotides long. The record is from the annotation of a GenBank genome assembly. Lineage: Eukaryota; Dinophyceae; Prorocentrales; Prorocentraceae.
AUGCCCGGGCUGCGCGCCGAUGUUGCUGGAGGCCUUCGGAAUUUGGCUACGGGGGGCCGCCACCCGUCGGUGGAGCGGCCCGUGCGGCACGUGCGGUGCGAGGAGGCCUCUCGCCUAGGGGCCUCCGCGGCGCGCCGUGCUGCGAGGCGGCGCGGGUGCGACGCCCUGGAGCGCGGCCUCUGCCGUGCGCUAGACCGCCCCGCUGGGCCCUUGCAUGGAGCCGCGCUCGGGGCUCUCGGCGACGAGGUGACGAGGAGGGAACGCCUCUCUCGCCCGACCUUGGUCGCGGGGGUCAUCGGAGCGAGGGCGAGGCCAGGGCAGGUGCUGGUGCGGAACUGCGCCCAACACGCUGCCAGCGUGCCUGACGACGGGGUGCCCCUGUCGGAGUGGCGGCUUGCAGAGCUGGGGCCGCGCCUGGGCGAGCAGCUUGUGGAGUCGGCCACGCUUCCCGAGGUCCCGGGGGGCCUGGGCGUGGCCGACCUGGCGGCGGAGUUGCCUGCGCGGAUGGCGGUGCUGGCGCUGGACGUGGACGUCGACGACAAGGUGAGUGGCGACGGGAACGCUGUGAAGGCUCCCGCCGCUGGAGGUUGUCGUGCCGUCUCCACGGUAGCCGAGCUAGUGCUGGCAGAGCCUGGCGGGGCAGGCGACGGAUUGCUGGCGCCAGGAGUGUGGCAGGUCGGCGAGUGCGCUGAGGCGGAGGGCUUCGUGCAGGGCUUGGCCGCGGGGAGACGGAGGCUGCGCCGCCGCUCGGCAUCCCCGUGGUUGUGGCGCCUGCUGGGUGGGGUUCGCUGGAAUGCCACGUUCCUGAGCGUGCUCCACUUCGCGCUCCUCUUCGACCUGAACAACUUCCCGGUCCUUACCCUGGCACC